Molecule: messenger RNA, 9249 nt
Organism: Sceloporus undulatus (fence lizard)
Lineage: Eukaryota; Metazoa; Chordata; Lepidosauria; Squamata; Phrynosomatidae
Gene: RPS6KA2
Product: ribosomal protein S6 kinase A2
Exons: 22
Coding region: 269-2536 (755 amino acids)
Biological process (GO): protein phosphorylation; intracellular signal transduction
Molecular function (GO): magnesium ion binding; ribosomal protein S6 kinase activity; ATP binding
Source: RefSeq, a predicted model, not a curated record
CCAGGGCUGGAGGGGUGUGUCUGUGAGGGCUUCAGUGCUGCUCCUGCUGCCAAGCGAAGCCCCUUCUCAGCGCAGGGCUGCCAUUCCUGCUCCUUCCCCGCCUGCAGCCCCUGCCUAGGCGCCUCCUGCUUUCUCCCUUUGGCAGCUGCUGCUGCUGGUGGUCCUUUCGGGAGGAAGCCAUUUCCAAGAGGAGCCCCUUCUGUCCUCCUGAGAGAGGCUCUUCUUGGCGCCCUUUUCCUGGAAAGAGAGGCAGCAAGUCUCCUGAACGAUGCCCAUUGCCCAUCUGCUGGAGCUAUGGAACAAGAUCGAAGUCAAAGAGGUGGACGGAGGGGAAGAGGGGGAAGAGGAGGAGGAGGAGGAGGAGCCCAUGGAGACAGAGCCAGCAGCAGAGAAUGCCAGCCUGGAUGAAAUCUCAGAUGAAUCUGCAGAUGAGGAAGAAGGCAUUGUGAAGGAGAUUGAUAUCAGUCACCAUGUAAAGGAAGGUUUUGAAAAAGCAGACCCAUCACAGUUUGAGCUGCUGAAGGUUUUGGGGCAAGGCUCCUAUGGGAAGGUAUUUCUAGUGAGGAAAAUCAAAGGAUCUGAUUCUGGGCAGCUCUAUGCAAUGAAGGUACUCAAGAAGGCAACUCUGAAAGUCCGAGAUCGCGUACGAUCAAAAAUGGAAAGAGACAUCUUGGCAGAAGUGAACCACCCUUUCAUUGUAAAACUUCAUUAUGCAUUUCAAACAGAAGGGAAACUGUAUCUUAUACUAGAUUUCUUACGAGGAGGGGACCUUUUCACCAGACUUUCCAAAGAGGUAAUGUUUACAGAAGAAGAUGUUAAGUUCUACUUAGCUGAGCUGGCCUUGGCUUUAGAUCAUCUCCAUGGUCUUGGUAUUAUUUACAGGGAUUUGAAGCCAGAAAACAUUCUUCUAGAUGAAGAAGGACACAUUAAGAUUACAGAUUUUGGCCUCAGCAAGGAAGCCAUUGAUCAUGACAAGAGAGCAUAUUCGUUCUGUGGGACAAUAGAGUACAUGGCCCCAGAGGUGGUCAACCGGCGAGGACACACGCAAAGUGCUGACUGGUGGUCAUUUGGUGUCCUAAUGUUUGAAAUGUUGACGGGAUCAUUACCAUUCCAAGGGAAAGACAGGAAGGAGACAAUGGCUCUCAUUCUCAAAGCCAAGUUAGGAAUGCCACAGUUUUUGAGCAUAGAAGCUCAGAGUUUGCUGCGAGCUCUUUUCAAGAGGAAUCCAUCCAACAGAUUAGGUGCUGGCCUUGAUGGAGUCGAAGAAAUUAAACGACAUCCCUUUUUCUCUACUAUUGACUGGAAUAAACUGUACAGGAAAGAAAUCAAACCCCCUUUUAAACCUGCAGUAGGACGGCCAGAGGACACUUUUCAUUUUGACCCUGAAUUCACGUCACGGACACCAACAGAUUCCCCUGGUGUCCCUCCCAGUGCCAAUGCUCAUAAUCUCUUCAGAGGGUUUAGCUUUGUUGCAUCCAGUUUGGUGCAGGAACCUGCACAGCAAGAGCCACACAAGAUGACAGUUCAUCCAAUUGUCCAGCAGUUACAUGGGAACAAUAUUCACUUUACAGAUGGAUACGAAAUCAAGGAGGAUAUUGGUGUUGGCUCAUAUUCUGUAUGCAAGAGGUGUGUACAUAAGUCUACAGAAGCAGAGUUUGCAGUAAAGAUAAUUGAUAAGAUCAAACGAGACCCCUCUGAAGAAAUUGAGAUUCUUCUAAGAUAUGGACAGCACCCAAACAUCAUAACUCUCAAAGAUGUCUAUGAUGAUGGAAAAUAUGUGUACCUUGUGAUGGAGCUCAUGCGAGGAGGAGAACUCCUAGACCGAAUUCUUCGACAGAAAUGCUUCUCAGAACGAGAGGCUAGUGCUGUCCUUUGCACUAUUACCAAGACAGUAGACUAUUUACAUUCCCAGGGAGUUGUUCACCGAGAUCUGAAGCCUAGUAAUAUUCUGUACAUGGAUGAAUCUGGGAACCCAGACUCCAUCAGGAUCUGUGAUUUUGGAUUUGCCAAACAACUGAGAGCUGAGAAUGGCCUACUAAUGACACCAUGUUACACAGCCAAUUUUGUAGCACCUGAGGUCUUAAAACGGCAAGGCUAUGAUGCAGCCUGCGAUAUCUGGAGCUUAGGGAUUCUGUUGUACACCAUGUUAGCAGGGUUCACUCCCUUUGCAAAUGGACCAGAUGAUACUCCAGAGGAGAUUCUGGCAAGAAUUGGCAGUGGAAAAUAUGCACUCACAGGAGGAAACUGGGAUUCAAUAUCUGAUGCUGCUAAAGAUAUUGUGUCAAAGAUGCUUCAUGUAGACCCCCAUCAGCGCUUAACAGCAGCCCAGGUUUUAAGGCACCCGUGGAUAAUAAACAGGGAAUAUCUGUCCCAAAAUCAGCUCAUCAGACAGGAUGUACACCUGGUAAAGGGUGCAAUGGCAGCCACAUACUUUGCUUUAAAUCGAACACCUCAGGCACCAAGACUGGAACCUGUAUUGUCCUCCAACCUGGCCCAGCGUCGGGGGAUGAAAAGACUGACCUCAACGAGGUUGUAGUGGUCCUAAAAUGCCUAGCAUGAGAAAGGAAGACAAACACUGUAUGUCAAUCAGGGAGGCUGACAUAUAUUGCUAAUUUUGCAGGGCGCUGGACUAUUGGCACAUAAAUUGUUGGAAUUAGCAGAAUUUCAUCAUAAAGCAAAGUUAUUCUUUGCUUUCAGAUUCUUCUUUUUUUACAUUAUCGCCAAGAUCCUGAGUUAGCAAUUACUCAAAAAUGUGCCAAUUUUUCAAUUGCUGUAUUGCUUCUUAUUUAAGUAUAAAUGGCUGAAAUCCUGUUUUGUCCCUUCCUCCUUUUCUCCAAAUGCUAUUUUUGGAAUCUUUUAGAUGCUCUGUAAGAUGACUUUUUGUAAGCACUUUUCAACAGAGAAACAUGUAGUUUUGAUUUUAGAGGUCAAUGCUACCAGCAUUUGUGUCAUGGUGAAUUGUCAUAACUUGAUCUAGCUACCCAUCCAAAGGUGCAGUGAGGUUCAUCUCAAGAAAGCUAAAGGAGAAUAGAAUUGUGACACCAUGAAUCUAAUGGCCUGUUGAAAGAGAUGCUUUAUGUGAAGGGAAUGAGCAGUUGGUGGGGUAUCUGUUUAUUUCUUCAAAAAGUCCUUUCUAUGUGUUAGUUCCCUAUAGAAACAAAUGCAUGGAGGUCAGAGUGGGGCACCUGCUGAUCCACAUAGUCAAGGGGCCCCCAUGUAAAUAUAAUAAAUGCACAAUCUAUAUUAGCCCAGAUAAACUGUGGAAACAUAUCGCACAUAGAGGAACCUGUGUUAGUUCAGGUGUUCAUGUAUUGGUGCUGUGGAAAUAGAGCCUUGGAGUAUGUGGAAGUUGGGGAUAAGCACAGCUGGUAUUACUCUCUACUCUUCGCAUUCAUAUCUACAUGCACAAACACAAGACAGCAAGUUCUAAGGACUGUAUGUUAAGCUACACACUUUCCUGCUGCUUUCAUUUGAAGAUGAUGAUCUUUGAUUUGCCUCUUCAGUUUUAAAAUAGUGGCUCAUAAUGCCAGACUAAUGUCUACAGGAAGAAAUCAUAGGGGCUCAACAGACCGCCCCAAAAGGGUGGCCUGUAGCUGCCCGUUUUUAUGCUGCAAGGAGGCUGCACCAACCAAACAGCGCGGCCUCCGUCAGGACUAAAAAGAACCCGCUGAAAGCAAGUUAUUUUUAGUCCACACGCUAGGCCCCAUUGUUGGACACUGUGCCACGCAUGCGUCAUCGUGACAGCAUGUGGAUGGGGCCGAGCCAUGAUAGUGCCAGCUGUGCGCAGUAGGGUUUCCAUCAUGGGCUCCUUCUGUAAAAAGAAGGUGCCACCAAAGCUGCACCCAGGACACUCCGCACACCUGAGCCAUAAAAUUGGCCGUAGACCACCGCUUUCAGUACUGGGCCAAAGUCUCUGGGUGCUUCCAGAUGAGACUUUUAAUGUGCAGUCAUUAAGUACCUCAUCUUACAAGCAAAAAAGACAGAAUAGCUUCCUACUGUCCUUUUUGAGUAUUAGAGGUAGGAGCUCACCAGCUGGAAGCACACUGACCAGUAGUAGAGAAGUUGUCAAUGGAGAAACUUUAAGAAGUCUACGGUAUUUCACACUAUCACAGAAAAUUAUUAUGUUGGACAAACAAUCCAUUCCUAUGCGUGUCUAAUCAGAAGUUAAGUACCACUGAAUUCAAUGGGAUUUAAUCCCAUCUUUCUGUGGCUAUAUAGGAUUGCAUUCUAAACAUUUUUCAUUACUAUUGUGGCCUUUGUAGAGCACAAUCUAGGUGACAAAAAUAGAUAUCUUUCCACCUCCAACUGAUACCACAGCCAUGUUUUAUGUCUGAUAAUUAACUAGAUUGCAUCCAUUGGCCACAAUACAGAUUUAGGCAGGUCAGCAAGGCUAUGCUACAAAUGUCUGCGUCUCAAAAGUAAAUUCCCCUGCAGUUCCACUUAGACUGCAAUCUAAAUGUGUUGAAAUCAGUGUUUCAGAGAUGUACUAUCACCAUUAUUUUAAGCACUUUACUUGAUUUUCAUACUUGAUGUUGUCAGUUUCCAGAGCUAUGCAGGAGAAGCCAGUGUGCUACAUUCUUUUACUGCUUGUGAGGUGGGUAGGGGGUGAAGUCAGAAUAUUAUUGUAUCCUACUGUUGUGAUCCUACAGUUUGGGAGAUCCCUGUUAACUGAGUCUGCAUAUACAAGGGAGCAGAAGGUUACAUUAACUACUGUAAUGUGCUUCUGGAGAUUGGUUUUCAUGUCCAACAAGCUGUUAUGUAACAUAUUUUAUUUUGUCCUUAAUUUAAAAGUUAUAUUUAAUAUUUCAAUUUAUGUGCUGUGCACAUAGGACUGCAGUAGAGCAUUUGCUCUUCAAGCUUGACUUCUGGAAUAACAUAAUGCUGUGAAACUCCAUAAAAUGAAAAAGUUGUCUGAAGUACAGCAGGAGAUAAUGUGUAUAUUAGAAAUCUUGAAAAAGUCCACCUGUUUUUAUGUUGUGUAUCUAAAGAUAGUUACUUUCACAUUGGUUAAGUGCCCUGGAUAUACUCUACAAAAGAUAUGGUGUUUUCAUCAUAUAGGUCUGCUUUACCAGAAGCCUAUUACUCAGGUCCAUAAAUGACCGUGCAGAAAAUGCCCAUGUCCUUCCAUGGUUACUGCAGGAGAUGUCACAUUACACUGGUCAAGUCUGUGGUCAAAUCUUUACUAAGAAUGGCAGCUGGAGUACAAUGCUUUUAGGUGAUGAGCCAUGGAAAUAAUUGAAAUAGCAUGUCCCUCUUUCACAGAAUUAGGGUUCAGGUGUUACAUUACUCCAGCAGGGUAUAUUAUAUGUCACAUAUUAAAUUUAUAAUCAAGUCUUAAUCCUAGUCCAGUUUCAUGUAGAUAAAAAUUGUAUCUGAUACACAGUUUUGGUCAUUUCCCAAUCUUAUAUUUAACAUAUUUCUGAUACCCAAGUAUAUAAAAUAUAUAAAAUGAACAUUAUAUAGAUCUGCUGUUUAGUUACACAACAUCAUGGGGCUUCUACAUAUUUAGAAUGACUGAAUCCUCAAGUUCUUGGGUGCCGAAACACAGUAGAACAGAUUUAUCUAGUGGUAUUCAGCUCUCACAAAGCUUCUACCACAUGUUGAAAUGUCACAUUCAUCUGUUUGCAAGUUUCAGGUCCAAUAUUUGGAAUCUUCUGGCAGGAGCUGUUUGUUACACAAGGAUUUUUACAUCCAUUAUAAACUUAAUACAUCUAGUGUCAUUUACACUGGUAGUGGUGAUUGUUCCACUAACUUGGCUUGCAAGAUGUAUGCAGAGCAGUUGCCAUCUUUGUACAUUUUCUAUUGUGAUGGCUCCUAGUUGUAGGUUCCUAACUUUACAUGUCUUUGAGGUACAAGACGUAACAAGUGUAUAAACGUGUCGGUUUUGUCUUUGAGUAAUGUUGUUUGCUACUUUCAAAGUAUGGUGACACAGCAAAUUCAGGGAUGCUGGCUUUUUCUGAUGAGGGGGAAAACAGUGGCUCUUGUAUAUAUGCUGCACAGAAUUUUAAAAUUGCUCAGUUUUGGAAAAAUUACUGGCCCAAAUUUUAAAAAAAAAGAUUAGUUGUGUUUCAGGACAUGUGGAGCCAUUAAUAAAUUGCCUUUCAUGGAUUUAAAUAGAACCUGGCAACCUACCCCUUCUGGAUGGUAGUCACAUCCUAAUCUUACUUGAAAUAAAAUAUGGAUAGUCUUAUAGUCUAAGAUCCUCAAGAUACUCAACUUGCUUCUGCUGUAUUCCUAUCUUAUGGAAGGAUGACACACAAACAGCAUUUCAAAUGGAACAGGGGGAUGGCAUGAUGAAUUUAUUCAGAUGAGUUCACUCCAGAAGACAUUAGACAUUCCAUUCAAGUUCAUUCAAGUAUUAUGCCACAAUAUCAAGACUAUAUACCAACAGAUUAAAAUUAUUCUGUUAAUGACUAGAGAACAAUGAUUAACAACUCUUGAUUAGCAUGUCUUUGAGCAAAAAAUAAUAUAAAAAUACAUUUUUCACAUUGUCCAGAUCAUUUUUAAAUUUAAACAGAUCAAAAGCUGAGAAGCAUCUUUCUUAACAAUCCUAUUUCUUAUUUACAUAACUACUGACUAUCAUCAAGCAAUUGAUUCAGUGGGUCUGUUUUAGUCAGAACUCGAUUUAAGCAUUCACGUUUUAUGAAACUAUUAUUUGGAAUGUUUGCAUAUUUAGAAUGAAGAUGGAACUUUAAAAAAUAUGUAUCAGAAAAGGGUUAGGCUUGUUUUAGGUAGCAACCCUAAAAAAAGUUAUGUAAUAUAUGUUGGGUUCUCUAAAUCCAAUGUAAUUAUGUCAGGUUUUAUGGGAGCCCUGCUUCAUGAUUUCUGCAGUAAGGCAAGGUAGAGGAAUGGUUGAUGAAACUACUCUUUAAAAGGGUUGGGUCUAUGGUUGCAUGGCAGUAUACAGCACCGGACUUCCACUGGCAGAAUAGUGGAAUUGGGACAGGGGCAGUCUCCCUUACCUGCAAGAGCUUCCCAACCUCCCCAAAAGUGCAUCAAAGGGCCGCGAAACUCUCCUGAGCCAGGGUUGCAGUGAAGAGCAAAGUGGUUUUAACACCAGCUUGGCAAUGAAUGUAGACCAACACUGAAGAAGUUAGGACCUUUUCAGAUGUGUCUGUGAUCUGCAUGGGUUGAGCAACCUCUGUGGUCCUGAGGGCCAGUUUUCAGGUUGGGCAAGUACUAAGAGGCCACCAGCUCAAGAGGACAGCCUAAGGAGUAAAGAGCUAUGUUUAUCUGACUUUUUGAAUGGGGAAAAAUGCAUCCAGUUGAUAAAAUUAAACUUUUCCAUUUUAAUGUUCAUAUAUAAAUACCAUUAUUAACAAAUGAAAUCCACCAGUCAUACUUAUUAUUAAAAUUAUAUUUGUAUUUAAAUUGAUGAUAAAUGUGCUUAAAUUAACUUUAAUUAAUAUGAUAUAUACCUCAAAAAUUACAGAAAAUUGUUGAUACACACCGAUUAUUAAAAGCUUUCUCUUCCUGUUGACUAUAGUGCAUUUUGCAAUUUGCUGGAGAAUUUUGGUGGCUAACCACAAUGUCAAUUCAAAAAAUAAAAUUCUGGGAGCAUUAAAAAGGUCUUGUUGCUACUUCCCCUCUACUGACAUAUUGAGAAAGUACUCUGUUUGAAAAGGGACAUCCUUAUCUUCAUUAUAUGUUUGAGUUCUUAAAAUGGCAAGUAAAUGGCAAGUGAGCGUUUAACUUCCAGGUUUUAGUGUCAGAUCAUUCAGAAAUGGAGAUUCCUUUGUCUUUGGUGAGUAUACAAGUUCUAGAUAAAAGGUCCUCAUCAUAGUCCUGCUGUAAGCACCGCCUGAGGUCAACCUCAUUGAUUUCAGGAGAGCAGGAUGACCCCUCAUACUUUUAGGCUUACACAGGUAUAUUUAUGUUCAAAUUGCAGUGCCUAACCUUUUUGUGCAGCAGUGACAUUCAUGCCUGAGUAGGGAAAACAUAUUCUAUAAAGCGCACAUUUAGCAUACAUGUUUUAGCAUGAAGUAAGAGCUCGUGUAUCUCUGUAUACUGGUGUCAGGAAAGCUUCCAGAUAAUGACUCCUGGUGCUAUCAGUCAAAAGGCAUGUGGUCUUUUUUUCCUUAACAUUGUGUGUGUGUAUGUAUGUAUGUGUACAGUGAAAGAAGUUGGAAUAUGUAAUGAGAAAACAUGGAAGAGCAACAAAUGGGUGACGAUGCUUUAUGAAUCACCCCUGAACACCUCUGUGAAUGAGUUGUGUGGUACCAUUCCUGCUCAAGCCUCACCUCUCUGGAUGCAAUUCCAUCCACAGUGAUUUCCCAUACAUCCCAACCCCAUAUGCCCUUCAGUUACACAGUUAUGCAACUGUGCUACUAUGGAAGGAAGACAGAGACUUUUCUUCCUCACUUUUUUCCUUUGCUUAUUUGUUAGCUAUUGAAGGAGGCAUAAAAUCAGAAAAUGAAUGCUAUUCAAAGUUUUUACCAGUAUAAGUCACUUAAAUUCAAAUAUCUUGGACCCACAACUCAAGUCGAAAAUGCAACUAAAGUGUUUUACAAAAACUUCAAAAUAGUUGACUGCAAGGGAAAAUGUGGACAUUGAUAGGCAAUCAAUUCCAAAUUAAUUAAACUACAGCCAGUCUUUAUUUUGUUUAAUCUAGAGGAGUGGUGAAACCCUUAUGGAUCUCAAAUUCCCUUUUUCACCUCAUGAAGACAAUCUAUAUAAAAAUUCUAAGUAAAAGUUAUAUCCUAUGAAGGUGGAACAGAACACAAUUUGGAAACAUUACUUCAGACUACACCUACUAUGAUUUCUGGGGAACUCUGGGAAUUAUUGUCCAUAUUCUGUAGCCAGAACUGGAGCAUUGUUGCUUGCCGCUCAAACUGCUAGGACUCACGACCAGUACUCUGGCCCUCUAAGGAGAGCAGCUCCUUAGCAGUCUUUAGUCAAUAUGUAUUUAUCUUGCAAAACACUCAUCCGUCUGGCCUUGGUUAAGAGAUAGAGAAUGGUGGCAAGGUGUUGGAAACAGGGCUGUGUAUACUUCCUUGAAUCCCCUAAAUGUGCCACAUAGGGUGCAGUCCCAUUACUAGCACUACAGCAAAAUUUAGCUGCUAGUUCAGACAGCUUUUAUGGGUGAUAUGGUGCCACCUUCUUCCCCUCAGGCAAUGAAAAUCCUCUAGGCCAGUGGUUCCCAACAUUCCUAAUGCUGCAAUCCUUUAAUACAGUUCCUCAUGUUGUGGUGACCCAAACCCAUGAAAUUAUUUUUGUUGCUACUUCAUAACUGUAAUUAAAUAGGUGUUU